Messenger RNA from Cadophora gregata, 1833 nucleotides. RefSeq lists its product as uncharacterized. Bases 1 to 1833 code for a protein of 610 amino acids. Gene Ontology annotation, biological process: amino acid transmembrane transport. Lineage: Eukaryota; Fungi; Ascomycota; Leotiomycetes; Helotiales; Ploettnerulaceae. Gene Ontology annotation, molecular function: L-amino acid transmembrane transporter activity. Gene Ontology annotation, cellular component: membrane. The record is from RefSeq and is a predicted model, not a curated record. The transcript is spliced from 2 exons.
AUGUCACGACCCUUUUCCAACCUCCAACCUCAUGCGCGCGACUCCUUAGAACUGGCCAGUCUGGCCUCGAGUUCCCCCGGUGCACGAACAUCCUCGUCCUCAUCACGAUCCGGAAUAUCAUCCUCGAGGAAGCUUUCCCUAGAGGCAGACGACCCUCUUGAUGCACGGAAUCCAGCUGCGAAUACUAGAGAGAAUCGGUCCUACUCCAAUUCCUCAGUCUUCGACUUCACAUCGAACCUCUAUCCUCUCUCCUCCACAUCUGAGAAUGGCUAUGCGCCGAUUGGAGCCCCUAUAUCUUCUUCGAAUGGGCAGACGACAUUAGGGGGAGGGUCGCUGGAGAAGCACAAGACGUUGACAUAUCUGAAUGGACUGUCGCUGAUAGUGGGAUUGAUAAUUGGGUCUGGAAUCUUCUCGUCCCCCAGCCAGGUCAACGCCAAUGCUGGAUCACCGGGAGCGUCGUUGAUAGUAUGGACAAUUGCGGGCAUAUUGGCAUGGACGGGGGCGUCUAGUUAUGCAGAGUUAGGAGGAGCCAUACCGCUAAAUGGAGGAGCGCAGGUGUAUCUUUCCAAGAUCUACGGAGAGCUGUCCGGCUUCCUGUUUACGUGGUCUGCAGUAAUGGUAUUGAAGCCCGGUUCGAGCGCCAUCAUAUCUAUAAUCAUGGGAGAAUAUCUUGUUCGAGCAGCCAUUGGAGCAGAGGCAGAGAAUGUUAAUUCUUGGAUCAACAAAAGCGUGGCGUUGGUUGGAUUAUUCGCGGUCACAUUACUGAAUUGCAUAUCGACGAAACUCGGGACGAAGAUGGGAGACAUGUUUAUGUUCUUCAAGUUUGUUGCAUUGCUUGGUGUUACGGUUGUCGGCAUAGUGGUUGCACUUACUGGAUUCUCGAAUUCUGGAAGUGCGAAUCAGGAUUGGAAGGAUAAGGGAUGGUUUGAUGGGACGAGUACGAGUGCUAGUUCUUGGGCUGUUGCUCUUUAUGCUGGACUCUGGGCUUUUGAUGGAUGGGAUAAUACCAACUAUGUUGUAGGAGAAUUUCGAAACCCAAGCAGAGAUCUACCCCGCGUUAUUCAUACCGCAAUGCCUCUGGUCAUUCUCUCAUACCUCCUGGCAAACGUCGCAUACUUCUUCGUCCUGCCUCUGAAGACCAUCAACCACUCGAACACAGUCGCUGUAAUGUUUGGCAAUAAAGUGUUUGGACCAAUUGGAUCUCUCAUCUUGGCCUUGAUCGUCUCAGCAUCUUGCUUUGGGGCUCUGAACGCCACAACCUUCACAUCUGGACGAUUGGUAUAUGUGGCUGGAAAAGAAGGACUGCUUCCAGCAGUGUUUGGAAAGAUCGGUCUUGGAAGUAGUGCGGAACCUAAUAUCAACACCCUCCGAACACGAAAUUGGGCAUCGAAGACUCUAGCCCGUAUGUUUGGUGAUGAGGAAACAGGACUAUUCUUUACGCCAAUCAACGCCAUGAUUCUCAACGCCGCUUUGACAGCAGGAUACAUCCUCGUGGGCGAGUUUGGAACUUUGGUCACAUUCUACGGCGUGGCAGGCUACACAUUCUAUUUCUUUACUGUCCUCGGGCUCAUCAUCCUUCGAGUUCGAGAACCCAAUCUAGAGAGACCGUACAGGACGUGGAUCACGACGCCAAUUAUCUUCUGCUGUGUGAGUCUGUUCCUGUUGAGUCGGGCUGUGUUCGCAGAGCCAUUGCAGACGGUGAUUGUGGUGUUGUUUAUUGGUGCUGGGGUGCCGAUUUAUUAUUGGAGGAUACGAGGGAGGGAUCAGGGGAGUAAGAGGGAGAGGGGGGAGGAGGAGAUUGGGUGGAAGUUUUGGAAGAGGUGGCAGAGGUAG